AUGCAGAUCGACGAUGCCGGAUUCCAGAACCACAUGGCCCUAACUUUGUUAGAGGGUCUGUUUGGGAUGGAGGGUCAGCAGAUGCCGAAGGUUAACGAGCAACAGAACAUCGUCGACAUGGGCAUGUCAAAGUUAGCCAACGUUAAAAUGGACACUGCCUCCGCCGAUGUUGUAUCCAGCACCGGCACAUCCGUCCUAGGGUGGCCAACCUGCAAGGACACUCUGGCUUGCAACUUCAACAUUCUGCAGAGUGUCUCCCUGUCUGACAGGCUCAUCUAUCUCGUCACUAUCCAGGUCAAGCUUCUCAGCGGACCAAACAAGAGCCAGACGCAGUUCAAGGCCAUCGAAGGACUGAUGCAAUACUUCAUCGACAAGAACCUUCCCAAUCCCAAUAUCGCUCCUUCAUACGGCUUGGCUGGUGUGCUUGAGGGAAUCCAGCGUGGUACGGCCAUUGCACUGGGAAAGUCAAAUGACACCUUCGGUAAUCCUAGCUCGAUCCUGUGGGCCAACUUUCUCAGGAAAGCCUUCCAAGUGGGCCUCAACUAUGGUAUUCAGACUGGUGACCGGCUCACUGGUACAACAGUUGGCGUCAAUGAUUACGUCGAAAUAUCUGAGCGCGCCGCUGUCUUCACCAUUCUCACUGCUUGGACCAUUCUCGCUCAGAACGAAGGCGUCAUUGGCCGUGUCUUCAGCCUCGUGUUUGAAACUGACCAGGCCAAUACCUCCAAAAGCGCUCCCGGCGUCUUCCUGCCCUUAUAUCCCUACGGCUUCACAGCCAAAAAGUUCCACUGUAUCUUCAACGUUUCUGAUCCCAAGCCCCUCUACUGUCUGGUGGAUGUCGCCUUCCACGACCGUGCCAUUGCAGCCCUCAGAAUUGAGACGACCACGUUCCUCAACGACAUCAACAACUUGGUCACCAUCAUACCAGCUUUCAUGAGGUGCUAUGCGGUUGGGGCGAAUAUCUAA
This is a messenger RNA of Sordaria macrospora k-hell, 966 nucleotides long. RefSeq lists its product as uncharacterized. Lineage: Eukaryota; Fungi; Ascomycota; Sordariomycetes; Sordariales; Sordariaceae. The record is from RefSeq and is a predicted model, not a curated record.